CGGUAGAAAUAAGAGCAGCAAUCAGGAAGUUUUCCGGAAGUGCCAUUUAUUUUACAUCCUUACCAACUUUGAUAAGGAAGGCGAAAACCCUAAAAAUGCCGGUCAGUUUAUUUUAAUUAUGAACAAAGUUUAUGCUAUUUUUUGGCCUAAUGUGCUACUUACCGAGCUUUUAAUUAGUUUCUAAAAGAAAUAUUCCAAAAGUUAAAGACGACCACAAUGCGUUUCAAUUGAAUUUUAAUGAUUGAAUGUCAGCUAACGCCCACUUUCUUAAACUCUAAUGACUCUAUCUCUAAUGCAUCACACUUACUUAAUGAACUAUGAGCCUUAAGAAAUAUUAUUAUAUAGAAUUACAUAUUCUCAGGUUUAUGAAAAUCCUCCUAUGUUAAAUCGGUAAUAAAGCUAAGUACCUAACUCUAACAAUUAUUAUUGUAAACUAGAUAUGUAUACUGCAGAAGUUUUUAAAGUAAACAAAUAUUUAAAGUUAAAGUAAAUAAAGUUCAGGAAAUGGGGUAAAUUUACGCAGUCCAUGUUUCUCGAUUCACUGUGUUUUUGCAUUACUUUUUUAUCCAAUGGCUGCCAUCUUUGUUGCAUGAUAGCAGAUGACUGAGACGUGUCACCACAAGAAUGGUGUCGGCUGUGUUAAAACAAAAAGUAGUGCAAAAACACAUCUGCUCAAAUUCAGAUAAAAAUAUCAAAAAAGAAAUUUUACCUUUAUUAAAUUCUUGAAAAAAACAAUCUAUAACGUUAUUGAAUGCUAAGUCAGUAUCCCUAAAUCAAGUGUAAAUUUCACCAUAAAUUUAGUCCCCCCAACUUGAACGUGAAUUCACCCCAAAUUUAGUCCCUCUUAACACAAGCUUACAUCUUCAAACCUAACAACUAACGUGAAACGUACAACAAUAUGUUAGUGGGCUGAAACUGAAAUGCAGUUAGCAGCAGGAUCUGCGAUGUCUUCCACCGUAUAUAGGUCAUGGAGGUUCCCCAGGUCAACUACUGGCCAUAGUUCAGUUUAUCAAAAUAUUUCUAAAUUGAGCUCUGUAUUUUAUUGUCUUAAAAGAGUGGGAGGGGCGUCCAAGUCCAUUAUUUACAUAAAUUAUAAAUAUCUAAAAUGUAUCUAAGAGUCAAACUAAAAAAAAAAAAAAAAGUUUUAGGGACUGCUUUUUUUAAACUUUCAAUUUUUGGACAUAACUAAUCUAUUAAAACUUAGUAAACUUAGUAGUAGUAGUAGUAGUAGUUUUAUAUAGCGCGGUACCCCAGCCUAGGGCUGUACUCACCAUGCCAAGCGACCUAACUACACUGUCCAGACAUAGAAACAUGGCGUAUCUCAUAAAACACAUAGCACUAUGAAAAUUGACACACAUAUAGAUACAUGUAUAUCCGAGGGCUAUCAUAAAAAGUAAAAGGGUAUAAAUUUAACUUCAAAAUAAUCUUAAUGAUCAAAGAUGCCUUAUAUUAACCAAGAAUUUUCUCAAAGUUGACUGAUUGAAAUUUAGGCCAAGAUGUCCUCCAAAGAGAGAGGAUGCAAGCAGAACACACUUGUGGGACAAAAUAAUUAUUUUAUGAAAGAAAUAGCACUAGCAUAAAAAAAUUAAAAAACUCAGAUUUUCCUUCUUCGAUGUCCAUUUUCCAUGGUUGUCAGUAGUCUCCCUUGCUUUACCCAAGUGCCUAUUAAUUUUUAAAAAAUGUUAUUUGCUCAAGAGUAUAAUCAUAUAGUAAGACAGUAGAAACCUUAAUAGAAAAAGUGAUUGUAAUAUUUAUAUUUUAGUCUAAUCAAUAUUUUUAAAUGGUUGUAAGCUAAACUGAACCAAUUUUUUAAAAAAUCUUAAUUUUGUUACAGGCAUAUCAUUCCCAGUUCUUAAGUCCCCCUAAGCUUAUAGGUAACAUGGCUCUAUUACCUAUUCGAACUCAGUACAAAGGACCAGCUCCAAAAGACAGUAAGUGGAUUGCUUUAAAUAUUAUAAUUACUGGAUUAUUAAUAUUGUUGCAGUGUUAUUUGUAUUUUAUAGUAAAUGAAUCGUUUGAUUAGGUUUUUUUUCUCCAAAUUUUGUCUUCUUCAAUUCAAUUUUAUAAUUUUAUUGUCUUUUUUCAUUAUCUAUUUAGCUACAGAUUAUGACAUCAUUGAUGAAGCCAUAUUUUUCUUCAAAGCUAACAUUUUUUUCCGCAAUUAUGAAAUAAAGGUAAGGAUUUAAAUAUAACAUAAUAGUCUUUCUAUUUCUUUGACACACAUUUAAGUUUUUAAACAUCCUGAUCUCAUGUGAAGCAAUGCUCCUAUGCAAAUGAAUUUCUUGGCCAUCCAACAUAACCAAUAGUAAAGGCUGCUGUAACAAUGUAACGUUUUCUUUUGGUAUAGUUAGGGAAAAUAAUUUUAAUGAGGCCCUAUCAUUCUAUACAUGUGUCUUAUUAAAUAUGCUCCUUUUUCAAUGAAACAAGGGUACAUUUGCAAUGGAAGAACAGAUUGUCACUAUGAGAUUAUGUUGCAAAGUUUCAAAUAAUUUUGGAUGUAAACAUCAAUUUUUAGCAUAAUUAUAAUUUUUCCAACUUGUUUUUUCUAUUUUAUCCAGUUAUUUAUUCCAUGAAUACGUGUAAGUUGCAUAUUUUGAUUGUUGACUUGUUAUAACAUUCAAUACUCUACAAAUUCUUUUUGUUCUCUUGCCCAGAGUGAAGCUGACAGAACCUUGAUAUACAUUACUCUCUAUAUAAGUGAGUGCCUUAAAAAACUGCAACGGGUAAGAUAAAUUUCUAAUACUGUUUUUGCAUACAUCUUGUUUAAUGAAUGAUAAAGGUUUUUUUUUUAAAAUAUUAAUAAAUAUUAGCUGACUUUUGUCCUUUUAAAGAAAAGCUGUUAAUUGAAAUUAAAUUUUGGUAUAUGAAAUAACAUGUCGCUAUAAAAAAUAAAAUUCUUCCAAGAAACAAAAAUCUUAAUUUAAUAGAAUUCCUUAGAGUUUUAUAAUUAUUUCAUCCUUCAUCUUAUAUUGAUAAUGUUUUUUAAAAAUUUUAGUGCUCGUCACGGAGUCAGGGUGACAAAGAAAUGUACACAUUGGGUAUUUCAAAUUUCCCUAUACCAGGAGAAGCUGGCUUUCCACUUAAUGCCAUGUACACAAAGCCAGCUAACAAGGGAGAAGAAGGUAAAACAGAAAAGGGAAAAUUUGAGUUUUUAUUACUGUUUAAAAAUAUGUUGGUAGCAUUUCAGAUGUUUAUUUUGCAGUACUAAUAGCAUCCUUUCAUUUUUUGGGGGUUUUUUUUUGGGUUUGGAGAGGGUCCUUGGAUAUUUUAAUUUCUAAAACAGAUACUUUAUGCUGUUGAGAAAUACUUGAUAACUUGGUUGAUAACACAUUUAUAUUUAAAUUAGCGAUAGGACAAGUUAAAAUACCUUAAUAGUAGUGUAAAGUUGGUAGCCAACAGAAAUCGUAGCUUGUCUGAUAGAGUAAAGGCCUAGAUUUGAUGUGAAUAGAUGUCAUAGUAUAACAUGGAAAGAUUGUACUUGAAAAUUGCAGAUUAAAUAUAUUGUUUUACAUGUAUUGAUAAAUCAGGAUUAUACUUGAAUAAUACUGCUGAAUUGGUCUCUGAAAUAUAAAUCAAUGUCUUGCAACCAUCAAUCCAGACAAGGAUAAUCUCUUCAAUAAUUGUUUUCUUCUUGUCUCCAGAUACCAUGAAGCAGUACCUUCAACAGCUGAGACAGGAAACUGGAGUUAGGCUUUUGGACAAAGUCUUUGAUGCCACAGAU
Lymnaea stagnalis (great pond snail) is the source of this 3721-nucleotide messenger RNA. The record is from the annotation of a GenBank genome assembly. NCBI's taxonomy places the organism in Eukaryota, Metazoa, Mollusca, Gastropoda, Lymnaeidae.